AUGUCUAAUUCUACCGCUUUCUCCAUUGCAUAUACCGAGGCCCAGCGACGUUUUGACCAUCUUGCACAUACACUGAAUGGAGAAACUUGGGAGAAAUUAGAAAAGCGGCUUUUCAUCCAAAGGACCUGUAAAGAGGUUGUGUCUUUUGUCGAGGUUGUUUGCGAUCACACUGCACGCUUGGUCCCUCCAGUCAUCCUGGGCAGACACAAUGUUAUUUAUCGAAUGCACUGCGAUGGAGAUGCCUUCGAUAUUGCUGUUCGGCAACCACGCCCCGAUUUGGGACAGUUCUGGGGAGAAAAGGCUCUCCAUGAAGCUACAACCAUAUCUUACCUCGCUCAAAAGAGUGAUGUACAAGUUCCGUACCUCUUCUUUCACGCUCCGUCAUCAUAUAUCGGACCGGCUAUGAUCUUAUUAUUCGUGAAAAGCGAGCGGAGCAUGUCAGACGCUCUCUCGAGCCCUGGCCGGGAUCUGGAGGAGGUGCCAGUUCUGGACCCAGAGAUACCUGAAGAGGAUCUGAGGAUCCUUUACGGGAAGAUGGCUGGGCUUCUGAUCAAGCUCUUCAAGCCAACCCGGCAUAGGAUCGGGUCAUUGCUCGAAGUUAAUGACAAGUUUUCAGUGGCUGGUCGACCGAUCACCCAAAAUAUGUACGACAUGGUAUUCAAGGCUUCUAUUCCAGAAUCAGUUCUUCCUUCAUCGAACCAGGUGUAUCGCAGUGCCGAUGGAUGGUACGCCGCUUCGGCAGCUAUGCACAUGGCUCAGUUACUUUUCCAGGUUCACGAUAUUGUUGACUCGGAGGAUGAAUGCCGAAACAAGUAUGUUGCACGAUACUUGUUUCAUUCACUCGCAAAGAAUGGUCAUCUAUCUUCUUUUGGAUUUCUUGAGGAUACUUGGUCAGCCCAGUCUCAGUCUUUGGAAUUGUCGUGCUCAAUGCCAUAUGGAUUUGACUCUUUUCGGCUUUGGUGCGACGAGCUGAGGCCCCAUAACGUUCUUUUGAACAAGCACGACAAUAUCGCGGCAGCUCUUGACUGGGAGUUCGCAUAUUUUGCCCCUACACAAUUCAGCCUCGAUCCGCCCUGGUGGCUAUUGCUGCAGCCUCCAGAGCUGUGGAUGUCUGGAAUCGAUGAUUGGUCCCAAGUCUACGAAGCCAGACUCGAGACCUGGCUACUUUCAAUGGAAGAUCAGGAACGGGGAGAGGAAAUCAACUUCCCGGCACACCUUUCAGCAUAUAUGCGGGAGAGCUGGUUGAGUGGUCGCUUCUGGCUUACUUAUGCUACGAGAAAGAGUUGGGCAUUCGAUACAAUAUUCUGGAAGUACUUGGAUGAGAGGUUCUUUGGGUCAAGAGAUGGCGAUACACAAGAAUCUCAGUUCUGGAGGGCAAGGGUUCAUCUUCUAGGGGAGGAGGCACAAAGGGUUAUGGCAAUGGUCGUGGAAAGAAAGAUGAAUGACGCAGAAGAGAGAGUCCUAGCUGAUUGGGAUCCGGAUACAGCGAACCAACUUCUCCAAGAGGCAUUGGGGCAUUAUUCAAGUUCGUAG
Fusarium fujikuroi IMI 58289 is the source of this 1533-nucleotide messenger RNA. RefSeq lists its product as uncharacterized. The transcript has a single exon. The record is from RefSeq and is a predicted model, not a curated record. NCBI's taxonomy places the organism in Eukaryota, Fungi, Ascomycota, Sordariomycetes, Hypocreales, Nectriaceae. Bases 1 to 1533 code for a protein of 510 amino acids.